UUAAAUUUAAUCUGCAUUUUUAACAUUUUCUCCAUCACUUUUUAAAAGUCUAGAUAAUCAACAAAACAAUGAAUCAAGUCCUGAUUUGUUCCUGAUUUCCAAGGUAUAAAUGCUCACGCUGAAAAUUUAAUAACUGGUGUGAACCAGUGGGAGCUGGCUCCAGCACAUCACUGCUCUGUACGCUUGGCUUCUGGCUCAACCUGCUGCCACCAUUUCUAAGCUCUGCCUCUGAAGCAGAUACUCUCUGCCAUCCCUUCAUCCAAUCUUGUUCUCCUCUUUUAAGCUGUCUUUGCCAAUUAGAAUGUAAGCUGCCUGAGAGUAAGCGCUGACUUACUUGCUUAUGUAGGUAUCCCACCGUAUCUAGUACAUUUUGUUGUUGUUAUUCAAUCCUUUCAGUUGUCUGACUCUUUGUGACCCCAUUUGGGGUUUUCAUGGUAGAGAUAUCAGAGUGGUUUGCCAUUUCCUUCUCCAGCUCAUUUUACAGAGAAGGAAACUGAGGCAAACACGGUUAAAUGGUUUGCCCAGGGUCAUUCAGCUAGAAAGUCUCUGAGGCUCCAGGUCUAGUACUCUACACCCACUGUGUCAUUUAGCUGCUUCUCUGGCACAUAGUAACUAGUCCAUAGUAAAUUGGGGUUUUUUCUCUCUGUUUUAUUCAUUUCCCAAAGUUAUUCUUUACUUCUUCGAUAUUUACAUACUUCGUAUUCAUGUCACUUUGCUUCUUUUGGGGGAAGGGAAUCUGUUUCUUCACCUGUAAACCCAGAGGAUUGGUCCCUUUCAAUGGUGCAUGUCUUCAAUCUCCCCUCCAAAUUAGCACUUUUUAAAAUUUUAAGUGCUAAAAUUUGAACCUGAAUCUUCAGAUCUCAAACUCAGUUCUCCCAUACAUGCCACUGCUUUGCAUUCUCUAAACACUUAGGUCCUUGCUUCAUAUUUAUGUGGAUCUUCAAUCUCUCUUAUAAUUAGUAUUUAUAUUUUAAUACAGACAGGGCAACAGCCCUGUUUUAUGUCUCUUUGGUUUACCCCUGGAACACCUAAUAGCAAUCCCCUCCCUGCUCCCUCUGUUAAGAAACCUCUCUUCCUACAUUAAAAAUUCUUCAUUUCUCCUGGGAAUCCUAUCACCUCUUUAUAUUUGUGUAAAGCAUGACUUAACCUUGUGAAGCAUUUUUCCAGUAUCUAUUAUCUCAUUGUAUCUUUGGGGGAUGUAAGGUAUGAUCAUCUUCAUGUUGUUGAUGAGGAAAUUAAAGUUGUUGUAUAACUGGCUAAGGUGGGGGGGGGCAGCUAGCUGCUCUCAACGAGUUCAAUUCCUUUGUGGUAAAGUAGAAGGAAAAAAGAGUCUCUGAAGUCAGAGAGCUGGCUUCAAUUCUUUCUAAUGCUUACUUCAUGAAUGACCUUGGACAAGUCACUUAAUUUCCCUGGACCUCAAUUUCCUCUCUGAAAAAUGAGGGAACUGGAGGGGAAAGGGCCUCUGAGGUCCCUUCAAUCAACCAAUCACCAAACACUAUUUAGUGCUAACUAUGUGCCAGGCAUUAUGAUAAAGGUUAGAGAUACAAUGAAAAAAGCAAAAAUGACCACUGCCCUCAAGAAGCUCACAAUCUAAUGGCAGAGCCAGCUGUGCAUAUAGAGGUUUUUAAAGGCUACAUACAAAGUAGAUGGAAGGUGCUAGAAGCUGGAGAAACAAAAAAUGGCCUUCUAGAGGAAAUGACACAUUAACUGAAUUUAAAGGAAGCUAGGCAUGUUUGGAUCUCUGAUUCUAUGAACUAAAUCCUCCAGUACCAACAGAAUUGGUGGAUUGAGUUGUUCUACUGCUUCCAGUGAGCUUUAAAUAAUGCUAGAGAAAUCAAGGAGCACCAACAUAUAGGGACUCGGGAAAAGCAGACAUUGAAAAACUGGCCUGAUUUUCCAAAAACAAAAGAGUGGGAGCAGCUGAGUGGUGCAAUGGAUAGAAUGCCAGUCCAGGGGUCAGGAAGAUUCACCUUCUUGAGUUCAAAUCUGGCCUCAGCCAUUUACUAGCUCUAUGACCCUCACUUAACUAGGAAAGAAGGAAGGAAGGAAGGAAGGAAGGAAGGAAGGAAGGAAGGAAGGAAGGAAGGAAGGAAGGAAGGAAGGAAGGAAGGAAGGAAGGAAGGAAGGAAGGAAGGAAGGAAGGAAGGAAGGAAGGAAGAUGGAAAACUUACAAUUGACAAAAAAGUCAAGAACCCGUGUCCAAGAAGAAUUAAGAAAUAUUUCUACAGGAGGCAGAUGUGAACUGAGUCUUAUAGGAAGCUAAGGAUUUCAAGAGACAAAGAUGAAGAGGGAACUUAUUCCUGGCAUGGGGCACAGCCUAUGCAAAGACACUGAGGUGGGAUCUGGAGGAUAUCUAAGAUGGUAGUCUGGAAUGAAAAGGAUGUUCUGCUAGGGGGAAAAAAAGUUCGGCAAGAAAUCUUAGUGAUUUUCCUGAAUUUUUCCAAAGUCUUCUGACUUUUUUUUAAAUUCCAAUUGGGGAAAGAGGAGACAGAAAGAGAAGUGGAAAAAAGCCAAAGAAAUCUGUUUCCUCUCUCCUCUCUGUUCCCCAUACCCUAUUUCUUCCUGGCAGUUUGCACUGAGGACUCUAGUUCAAGUCUGAUUAUACUGUUCAUGGAAACAACCUGGCAGCAAAGAAAUAUGAGUAACACCUGGUCCAUUUGUUGGUUAUAUAAACACAGACUGGGACGAUUUUUUUUUUUACUUUCUUUGUAUCCCCAGCACUUAGCAUGGUGCCUGUCACAUAACUUAUUAAUAUUAUAGCUAACUUUUUAAGUUAAGAUGUGGAAAAUAUUUUACAGGUGUUAACUCAUUAAGUUUGCAAAGAUCUUAAUAAAUGCUUGUUGACUUGACAUACAGUUUUUUCGCACAAAGAUGCCUUUUUCCUUAAAGAGAACAAACAAACAUACCCAGAGGGGUUGCUCCUAAGACAACCCACUUGGGAAGACACUGAAAGUUUUUGUUGUUAAUACUGCUUUAAUACUUUCUCUUCUCUGAAGUCUUUAGUUCUAGGACCUCCCAGUACUGAAAUGUGAUUUUUCCACCCACAUAUAUUAGCUGUAAAUGUCCCCAUUAACUUGUUUUGGUCCAGAAACACUCUAAAAAGCCAAAGGUCAAGGUUGUCAAUUCAGGCUCCACAUGGGUCAGCUGACUUUGCAAAUAAAUAAACAAAAGAUCCAAAAUAAAUGGUGCCUUCAUGAAAAUGCAUAUAUUUUGAUAGUCUCACACCCUCACCUUUAGGGAAGAAACAAGUCAGAAUGUGAUGUUUCCAUGAUGGCCUUGAAGCAACUUUAGCAUCUUGGUGUUUAAUCCAGCAAAUACACAUCACGUGUGUGCUUUGUGUGUGAGGGGUACUGUUCUAGGCUCCCAAGGAGAGACAAAAUGUUUUCCUGGAGUUUUCUAUCUAGGAGUGUGAUCAAACUACUAACCGGUAUGACAUAAAGCCAUUCAUGAGUGGUUUGAGUGUGGUGUAAGCUUUUUUUAGAGUUGGAUUUGGAGACAGGAAAACUUGGGUUCAAAUCCCACCUCUGAACAUUACUGUCCAUCAUUUAACCCCCUCCAAAGCUAGAGAGGUUGUAAUCUUUGCUGGAAGAAAAGGAUUCCUUGACUUAAUUUACUGAAUGCAUUUGAGAGGUGCAAAAACAAAGUGCUAUUUGAAGUCUAAUCUAUGAUCCAGGGAGCCCAUGAAUUGGUUAAAAAAAAAAAGACUCCCUAGAGGAAAUGACAUUUGCUUUGGGUUUUAAAGGAUGGCAGGUAUUUUUUUUUUUAAAUCCUUACCUUCUGUCUUGGAGUCAACACUGUGCUCCAAGGCAGAAGAGUGGUAAGGGCUAGGCAAUGGGGGUCAAGUGACUUGCCCAGGGUCACAUAGCUAGGAAGUGUCUGAGGCCAAAUUUGAACCUAAGACCUCCCGUUUUUAGGUCUGGCUCUCAAUCCACUGAGCUACCCAGCUGCCCCCUGGAUUGUAGGAAUUUAACAGGUGAAGAAGAGCAUUCCAAGCAAAAGGAGCACUAUGAAAAAAAGGGACAGAGGUGGGAAAUUAGAGGGGCAGGACCUUGGAUAAAGGCCAAUUUGGCUAGAAGAUACAGUAUGUGGAAUCGAAGCAAUAUAGAAAGAUAAGAUGAUGACCAGCUGUGAAAGACCUUGAGGGAGUUUAGAACUUCAAAUCACUAAGCAAUGGGGAGCCACUAGAGAUUUUUGAGCAAAGGAGUGAAUGACUAGAUUUGUAUGUAAGGAAGCUUCCUUGUGUUGUCCUCAGAAAAAUGGACUAGAAAAGGGAGAGACUGGAGGUCAGAAAUAGUGUUAUAUUUUUGUAUUUAAAAGAGGGAAAGGUCUAAUUGCAAGAACAAGUCUUUUAAAGUGGUCUUAAGACACGGUUGGGUGGAAAUUGGGUUUCCUUGGCCGCGGGCUGAAUUUGGCUGGUUUUAAUUGUUCUAUUUGCAAAGUAUAAGGUUUGCUAUGGUAACAAGGUCUGGCAUCCGGAAUGCAUGUGAAAAUAAAAUGUGGGUUUGGAGGGCGGGGAAGAAGGGGGUUGUCCUGGGAGUAUUGGGGGAUUUUAAGCUCUUUGGAAUAGUGUCUCGGGUAAAUUGAGGUCACAAGUCCUAGAACUGGAUCAGGACCUGGCAGCCAGGUAGGAGAGUCUCAUCUAUCCAUUUUAGGACCAUCUUGUGAGCUAGGGAACCCUACUUAGGGAUCUAGCUGGUCCUCUGUUAUCUCCAGGUUCUCGGCCAGCCUCCACUGUGGCUAUCCCAUGGGGGAAUUCUCCUUCCUUACCUAACGCAGUCUCGGAAAUGUGUGUGUAAGGAGGAUCCCCCCUCCCCACCUCCCCCGAUGCUUGCAUUGUCUCCAGGAAGGUGGGGUGGGGGCGGAUUCCCACCCUCCGCAGCCCUCCAUAGUCAGCUCGAGUCUCUCCUAGUCCCACAGUGCCCCCUCCUUCUUGCCGGCUCCACUUUUCCCCCUUCUGGUUCUCUAACCCGCUGCCCCACGGCCCGCGCCGCCGCCCCCACCUUCCUCCUUCAGUGCCUGUCGCCGGGUUCCUAGAGUGGAGCUCCGGCUGCUCCGCGCGCCCUAGACCAGCAGGGGAGGCUGAGCUCCGGGACUGUGCCCCGCACUCAUUUGCCCCCGGAGAGCGGGCUAGGGAGGGGAGGGGGACAAUUGCAAGUCCGGAGAAGAGGGUGGUACCCCGGCUUAGGGCUGGGCGCUCUCCCGCUCCUCCAGGCUGACUCGGGCCUUCUCCUCGCCAGGGACUUCUGGACGGGACCAAGACUGCUGCCCCUGCCUCAAGGGGUGCGUGUCCUCCAGGCCAAAAUCCUGAGCAUGAUGGAAGACAAUAAGCAGCUGGCUCUCCGGAUCGAUGGGGCGAUCCAGUCCGCCAGCCAGGAGGUGACUAACCUGCGAGCCGAGCUGACAGCCACCAACCGGAGACUGGCCGAGCUGAGCGGCAGCAGCGGCAGCGGCGGCGGCGGCGGCGGCGGCGGUAGCAGCAGCAGCAGCAGCGGUGGAGGCGGUGGCGGCGGCAGUGGCAGCUGCGACUCUUCGAUCAUGGAGAAUAAUCAUCACAACGCACAAGUGUUACUCCGAGAAGAGGUAUCUCAGCUGCAAGAAGAGGUUCAUCUCCUCCGGCAGAUGAAGGAAAUGCUCACAAAAGACCUGGAGGAGUCUCACGGAAGCAAGUCUUCAGAGAUUCUCUCUGCCACCGAGCUCAAAGUCCAGCUGGCCCAGAAGGAGCAGGAGUUAGCCAGAGCCAAAGAAGCCCUCCUGGCCAUGAAGGCCGAUCGGAAGCGUCUGAAGGCCGAAAAGACAGACCUUGUGAGCCAAAUGCAGCAGCUCUACGCCACCCUGGAGAGCCGGGAGGAGCAGCUUCGGGAUUUCAUCCGGAACUAUGAGCAGCAUAGAAAAGAGAGUGAAGACGCAGUCAAAGCCCUGGCGAAAGAGAAGGACCUUCUGGAGCGGGAGAAGUGGGAGCUGCGCCGGCAGGCCAAAGAGGCCACGGACCAUGCCACGUCCUUGCGCUCCCAGCUGGACCUGAAGGACAACAGGAUGAAGGAGCUCGAGGCGGAGCUGGCCAUGGCAAAGCAGUCAUUAGCUACCCUGACCAAGGAUGUCCCCAAGCGGCAUUCCCUCGCCAUGCCAGGUGAGACCGUUCUCAAUGGCAAUCAGGAAUGGGUGAUGCAGGCGGACCUCCCACUCACUGCGGCCAUCCGGCAGAGCCAACAGACGCUCUACCACUCACAUCCCCCCCAUCCUGCAGACCGGCAAGCUGUCAGGGUGAGCCCCUGUCAUUCUCGGCAGCCUUCCAUCAUCUCUGACGCAUCUGCGGCUGAAGGAGAUCGGUCAUCAACACCAAGUGACAUCAACUCCCCUCGUCAUCGGACGCACUCCCUCUGCAAUGGGGACAGUCCGGGACCCGUCCAGAAGAAUUUACACAACCCAAUUGUACAGUCACUAGAGGAUCUCGAAGACCAAAAAAGGAAAAAGAAGAAAGAGAAGAUGGGAUUUGGCUCCAUCUCCCGGGUCUUUGCCAGAGGGAAGCAGCGGAAAUCCCUCGAUCCAGGCCUCUUUGAUGGUACUGCCCCCGAUUAUUACAUUGAGGAGGACGCAGAUUGGUGAUAACUGGCCUCCGACUGCUGCCCAUGUAUGUGUGCGUGUGCGUCUGUGUGCGUGGGGAUGUGUCUAACAACGAGAAAAACCCGGAGCGUGAGCCCCUUCCUCUCCUUCGCCGCCACCUCUGUAAUUGAUGUAUAUAUUACGAACUGUGUGUGAACAUGUUAACUGUUUGUUGUCCGGAGCGAUGCAGGCGUGUCGUCUUCUGAUUUUAUUUCUGUUCUCGUCGGUUUGUUUCUUUCAUGUUUGGGGUUUGAUUUUUGUUUGUUUGUUUCGUUUUAAUCCUUUUUUGUUGUGUUCAGUUGGGGGUAGUUUUUUCUUUUUUUUUUGUUCUGCACCCCUUCUUUUAUGAAACUUGAAGGACUGCUGUGUAUUUGUAAAUAAUGAAAAACCCGUGUGCACCUUGUGCUUGUAAACGUCUCUUGUCCAAACCGCUCUUGCUGGAGCCCAAAUCGUGGUGCGUUCUGUAUCUGGUCUGUUUCCCCCCUCCCACCUGGUGUGAACGUUGCAGGGAGUGGGGUCCCGAGAGUGCACAGGGUACGUGCCUCAGUCACAUGAACAACGAGAAAUACCGGCCCCAUCUGGGCAAGGUAUAUUGUCCACAAAGACUAAUGAGCCCAGCCAAGUGGGCCGUCUUCUUGGCUGGGUUCAUGGGAGAUUUAAAAAAAAAAAUGGGCUUUUUUUAAUGGCCUGCCAGUUUUUAAAAUUUUUUUUCUUUAAGAAGGAAAAAAAAUGGUUUCGUUUAAUUUAUUUGCACAAAAGCAGAAAACUUAUUCUAUCUAAAUUAUUGCAUAAAUAUUGGAAUUUCUAUUUUUCCAAGGGGUGGGAGGGAGGCGGGUGUGUUUCUAUUGCCUAUAUGUUCUAUAUCACGCUGCUGCCAAAUAGAGAUAGCGUUUAAGAUGGCCGGAGCCCAGGGAACGUGUGAUUUUAAUCUCUUGUAUUUUAUCCGGCAUUUUUCUGUUCCUUCUCCCAUCUCUCUCUCUGUGUCUCAUGAACAUUCUCUCUAGCCACCUUCCCCCAGGCUAGACCCCACCCCCACCCCGACCCCCAUAGCCUCCGUCUGGCCCUGCUAGGGCAUCGGAUGCUGACCACAGGAGUGGCCUGGCCCCAGGUGGAGGAUCGUGAACGAAAGUAGGGUGGGCGGGGGGUGGACGGAACUCGCCACCAGUCCGAGAACUGGGCAGAGAUGGCCGUUCUGCUGGAGUUGGCCAAGAGGUGAGCUGCCCUCUGCCCCAGGAGCGGGGAUUCGAGCUUCCCUCCUCAACCGUAGCUUUUAUUCUGCUCCUCAUCCCUCGCCAUUCCUUUCGAGUAGAGGACAGAGAGUCUCCAAGGGAGUCGUGGCACCCAUCUCAAGGGGAUGUCGUGCCAGGCGUACUUCUCCAGCAUGGGGCACCCAUUCCAUACCAAAUGUCUGUCUUUUAGUCCCUGGCACUUCCCCCAAACUCCCUGGGCCUCCUUCUGUCUCAUCAUCCAUCCCAUGCUGCAACAGGCUAGGCUUAGAAACCCAGCUAGGAAGAGCCGUCCGAGAGGGCCCUCUCCCGGACCUUCUUCUAGGCAUUCUUCCACCCCCACCCACUCUUACUUAACCACGACUCAUGAACUAAAGGGCUGUGUGCGUUGAUGACAGCAGGCCUGCUGGAGGUCUGAAAACAGGUGGCCGAUUUUAUUUUUAACUGUGAUUUCCCCACCCCGGCCCCCUUCCCCCUUUUCUUUCUCCUACUAUAAGUCAGUCAGGUCUCUGCCACAGGGGACCGUUUGCUACGCUUCCCGCUGACCAUACCCUUUAAAGUCCGACACGUACUAAAUUCUAGGAAGCCUGUUUGCUUUAAUAACUCCUCGCAGUGUGCCCUCUUGGAAAAAAAAAAGGGGGGGAUAUUUUAACUUAAAGGGACAGAGCAAAGCAAACGUUGGCAUGGCAAGCUAGCUAGCUUCUGGAUUUCUUUUUGGUGGGGAUGAGCAGUUUGGGGAAAGGGAGGAGUGGAAAGCCACCAGGAGUCCCCAGAUGGGGGCUUCGGACCUGGCCCGCCCGGGUCUGGGAGGAAGCUGCCCUUACCAGUAUCUGUCACUAUGGAGGAAUAGUCUAGAAAACAUUUUCGCCCCCCUGAGUUUCAUUUUUUUUCUUUCCCCUGGUCUUAUUUUCUUUUUCCUUAAUAGAGAAAACAAAACAGCCUCUCCUGGUAAUAAGUUAGUUCCUGUUCAUUUCAGAUUUUUAAAAAAAUAAUUCUAAAAGUUACUAAGAGGAUGAUUUAUUUAAGAGAAGUAUGACAAAUAGCAUAUGAGUUAUGGGUAACAUUAGAUAAUAAUAACCUUUCCUGUGGGAAAGGUUUCUUGAAGGCAUGGAUGCAAAUAUAAAAAUAUAAAAAAAAUCUAAAUAAAGCUUAUUUUAAAAUAUGA
Monodelphis domestica (gray short-tailed opossum) is the source of this 8991-nucleotide messenger RNA. It is a transcript of the gene KAZN, whose product is annotated as kazrin, periplakin interacting protein. Gene Ontology annotation, molecular function: protein binding. The record is from RefSeq and is a predicted model, not a curated record. Lineage: Eukaryota; Metazoa; Chordata; Mammalia; Didelphimorphia; Didelphidae.